Molecule: messenger RNA, 396 nt
Organism: Trypanosoma rangeli
Lineage: Eukaryota; Euglenozoa; Kinetoplastea; Trypanosomatida; Trypanosomatidae
Exons: 1
Coding region: 1-396 (131 amino acids)
Source: RefSeq, a predicted model, not a curated record
AUGCCUCCAAGGAAUACGUGGAAGAGGCGCUGGACGUUGCCGUGGUUGAGCCAGCCGCAGUUGCGUCCGGUGCCGUUGAUCAUGCGCAGGGUUUACUGGAGGUCGGGGCAAAGCCUGAACUGGCGACCGGGGGCGAUCACAAGGCGGCUGAGCACCCCGAUGGCCACAAGCGGGAGUUGUAGCCACUGCAGCGGUGUGCACGUAUGCGUGCGUGGGGGCCGCGUUGCCCUCUGCCUUGCUUCGGCUUCAUCGGCGCCCCAUUGUGGGGUGUUAGAAAUGAGGUGCGAGGUUGCGGCGAAGGAAGAAGACAUGAAGGCUCACAUCCACGCAACGCAGCCAAGGAACAAGGCAUGGGAUGUGGUGAGGAAAAAAAAAAUAAAAAUAAAAAAAAAUUAA